GCACUUGUCAUUACCUAAGAAGUACACAGUCGUGUCGCCGUUUGACAAAUGCUCUGCUCUCACAGCGGCUCCCUUUCACUAUAUAGUCUGCUGUUCUACUCGGGUUUAACGCUAUUUCUGCUGUCUGCCUGAGUGGUAGGAGGGUGUUUUAGCAGGCGGCUCCUGUCUCGCCGCUGUCUCUGUUCUCCCUGCAGCAUCGGCCGCAGCCAUGUCCGGGUUCAAUCUACUGCAUCUGGUCAGCCAAGGCCAACCUGUAAAACUCAAGGCCUGCGGGCUCCCCUCAGGUCAUCUGGAUGCUGUGUGUGUGUGUGCAGUGUGCUUUGCUUUCUCAAUGCUUUCAUAUGUGUGUGCACACACGUGUGUGAGCGUUCGGCAAGGGGUGUGUGUGUUUGGUUGUGCUUUCACAGGAAAAUACACAGAUAACAAAGAGGAAGGAACCUACCACUGUGCCGUUUGCGGUGCCCCUCUUUUCACGUCUGAUAAGAAGUUUGACUCUGGAUCAGGAUGGCCGUCCUUUUUUGAUUUGAUCAAUAAGGACUCUAUAACACUAACUGAUGACUUUUCGUAUGGGAUGCACAGAGUGGAGACAACCUGCAGUCAGUGUGGUGCUCACCUGGGCCACCUUUUUGAUGAUGGACCUCGACCAACAAACAAACGUUACUGCAUAAACUCCGCUUCUCUCAAUUUCCAGGCGAAAAACAGUGCCUCUGAGGAGGUGGAAGCAUCUGGAGGAGCAGGUCAAUCACCACCUUCUAGUAAGAAUGAAGAACUUUAAUAGGACUUGAAA
Molecule: messenger RNA, 787 nt
Organism: Sinocyclocheilus anshuiensis
Lineage: Eukaryota; Metazoa; Chordata; Actinopteri; Cypriniformes; Cyprinidae
Product: methionine-R-sulfoxide reductase B3, mitochondrial-like
Exons: 6
Coding region: 209-775 (188 amino acids)
Biological process (GO): response to oxidative stress; protein repair
Cellular component (GO): cytoplasm
Molecular function (GO): peptide-methionine (R)-S-oxide reductase activity
Source: RefSeq, a predicted model, not a curated record